AGACGGAACAUUUGCGCAAAUUGUCGAAAGGAAGAUCCGCGAGUUUAGUAAAAAAUAACGAAACAAAAUAAAAUGCAUCCAAUUUCAAUGAAAUCUAUAGCAAUUAUAUUAUUUUUAAUCAGCUGCUGCAUUUCCAAAGGCUCAGCCAUCGAGUGUUACGUUUGCGAUUCCACGGAUAAUCCAAGUUGUGCGGAUCUUGACUCCAAUUCGAGUAUUGUGGCAGAAAAUUGCACUUUGGACAAAAUGAGAUCACUGAACACAUGGCUCUUAGACCUAAAUAAGUUUUCGUAUUUCGAUAAUGGAGCCGGUAAAAAUCCAUUGAUGAAUUGCCAAAAGGUGGUGGCCAGAGAGCCUGUUUACAAUCGAGUCGUAACGGCUCGUUUUUGUCAACUGGACACUGGCGACUCGGAUGCCUGUGCAAUUUUAAGAAGUAAAAUGGGAAUACCCCAGGGAAAUCAACAAGGACAGGGACGAGGCAAACGGGACCAACUGCAGGCACGAAAGGGUCAACAGGGUGGCUAUGACAGUGGAAAUUAUGGAGGUCAGGCCGACAAUGAUGAUUCAGCGCCCAAGGAUGAGUUUUUCUGUGAGAUAUGUAAAACGGAUCGUUGCAAUGGUGCCGCAGCCAUUACGUUGAAUCUCUACACUGGUUCUAUUAUGAUGAUGGCCAUGAUGAUGAGGGCUAUGCGGAUUUUCCAGCUGGGUUGUUGAAAUAGUGACAGUUGGCGACUGAGUUGGUUGCAUUUAGAUUGAGUUAACUGUUCUCAUUUACUUUGUAAAUAUUUGCAAAAGCAAUGUCGUUAAUAUGUACAAACGGCCCCACCCCUCCUUUCACAGUAUGAAAAACUUAACUAAACCACAACAUACACACACCCAGAGAACCCAAACCUUAGACAUGUAAGCACAGACACACACAUACACUACAGUACUCGCACACCCCCACACAAACACACACACACACACCCAUACACACGAAGUUGCAAUCUUCUUUACUUUCUGCAGAAAACACGCUUUGAAUCUAAACAGAUAUUACAGCCAGCAACUGCAGCAGCAUUUCAAUUCAAUAUCAAAAUGUUAUCUAUAUACUUGCAUACAUAUGAUAUACAUAAAAGUAAUUCUAGAUAACUCAAUUCGGCAUUGCGAAUUUAUUUCAUACCCAGUUUAGAGGAAAGUCUGCAAGAAACGCUUCGGCAUUUCAAAAAUCUUUAAAAAUCCUUUUGAAUAAAUCUUUGAUAGUCAUUUUUGAAAAUGUCCAGCAAAGCUAGAGGAAACUGUUAAAAAUUUGUUGUAAAAUUUGUAAGUUUGUUCUAGCACAUUGUCUUAGCUGACCUUAAACCACUCAGUUAAGUCUUUGGUGCUAAGUUGAUCCCUAUAGGUUGAUAAUUAUGACAUGUCAUGCACUUUUGCUAGACAAAUUUACAGUAGCAGUAGGAAACAACAAAAUCCUUUUUUAAGCUAUUUAAGCGAUAAAUUAGAUAAAAACGUUGCAUUGAAACUUUCAUCAAAAUAUUGACCACAUAUUUUUGACACCGUCUUGAAUUUGACUAAAUCUUAAAGGUUAGCAGAACAAUUCUUCGAUUUCUUUUAUUAUAAUUCCCAACUAGUUAUGGCUUUGGC
This is a messenger RNA of Drosophila willistoni, 1617 nucleotides long. RefSeq lists its product as uncharacterized. NCBI's taxonomy places the organism in Eukaryota, Metazoa, Arthropoda, Insecta, Diptera, Drosophilidae. The record is from RefSeq and is a predicted model, not a curated record. Bases 73 to 711 code for a protein of 212 amino acids. Gene Ontology annotation, biological process: sleep; regulation of synaptic transmission, cholinergic; positive regulation of voltage-gated potassium channel activity. The transcript has 4 exons.